This is a messenger RNA of Laccaria bicolor S238N-H82, 5219 nucleotides long. RefSeq names its product 1,3-beta-glucan synthase. Gene Ontology annotation, molecular function: 1,3-beta-D-glucan synthase activity. The transcript has 9 exons. The coding region runs from base 40 to 4956 and encodes 1638 amino acids. The record is from RefSeq and is a predicted model, not a curated record. NCBI's taxonomy places the organism in Eukaryota, Fungi, Basidiomycota, Agaricomycetes, Agaricales, Hydnangiaceae. Gene Ontology annotation, biological process: fungal-type cell wall polysaccharide biosynthetic process; (1->3)-beta-D-glucan biosynthetic process. Gene Ontology annotation, cellular component: plasma membrane; 1,3-beta-D-glucan synthase complex.
GAACAUUAUCCCGCUUGGUCUGCGGAUCGUCAAAUACCGAUGUCAACCGAGGAAAUUGAAGACAUUUUUCUUGACCUCACUCAGAAGUUUGGUUUUCAGAGAGAUUCAAUGAGGAAUAUGUUCGACUUCACGAUGCAUCUUCUUGAUUCUCGCGCAUCCCGUAUGAGCCCAAAUCAGGCUCUCAUCACUCUUCAUGCAGACUACAUUGGCGGACAACAUGCCAACUACCGCAAGUGGUACUUUGCUGCUCAGCUCAACCUCGAUGAUGCCGUCGGUCAAUCACAGAAUCCCGGUCUUCAACGUCUCAAGAGCGUCAAGGGCGGCGGAAAGCCUGCAGGCGCAAAGUCACUUGACAGUGCACUCAACCGCUGGCGAAAUGCCAUGAACAACAUGAGCCAGUAUGACCGUCUCCGUCAAAUAGCCCUGUAUCUCUUGUGCUGGGGAGAGGGGGGCAACGUUCGAUUCGUCCCGGAGACUCUGUGCUUCAUUUUCAAAUGCGCGGACGACUAUUACCGUAGUCCAGAGUGUCAAAACAGGGUCGAGCCAGUACCUGAGGGGCUUUACCUCAACACCGUCAUCAAACCUCUUUACCGCUUCAUGCGAGACCAGGGUUAUGAAGUCGUUGAUGGAAAGUUUGUGAGGAAGGAGAAGGAUCACGCAGAUAUCAUUGGCUAUGAUGAUGUCAACCAACUGUUCUGGUAUCCGGAAGGUCUCGCCAAGAUUGUUCUCUCGGAUAAUACCCGUCUUGUUGAUGUUCCACCUUCUCAACGCUUUAUGAAGUUUAGCAAGAUAGAGUGGAACCGUGUCUUUUUCAAGACCUAUUUCGAGAAGCGCUCUACAGCCCAUCUAUUGGUCAACUUCAAUCGUAUCUGGAUCCUACACGUCUCCGUUUUCUACUUUUACACAGCUUUCAACUCUCCGAAAGUCUACGCCCCUCGAACGAAAGCCACUCCUUCAGCUCCGAUGACUUGGUCUGCCGUUGCUCUUGGAGGCGCCGUGUCCACUAUCAUCAUGCUCCUUGCAACCAUCGCCGAAUUCUCAUACAUUCCUACCACUUGGAAUAAUGCCUCACAUUUGACUACACGUUUCAUUUUCCUCCUGGUCAUUCUUGCACUAACGGCGGGACCGACCUUUUACAUUGCUAUGGUGGACGAUCGACCCGCUCAGACUCAAAUUCCUCUCAUCAUCGGCAUCGUACAAUUCUUCAUCUCUGUCGUGGUCACCAUUGCAUUUGGACUCAUUCCUUCUGGACGGAUGUUUGGUGACCGCGUAGCAGGCAAGUCCCGCAAAUAUAUGGCCUCCCAAACUUUCACGGCAUCCUAUCCUGCUUUGGCACGCAGUGCCCGCAGUGCCUCCAUCUCUCUCUGGCUUCUCAUUUUUGGGUGCAAGUUUGCCGAAUCCUACUUCUUCUUGACGUCUUCGUUCAGUAGCCCCAUUGCCGUCAUGGCAAGGACGAAAGUUCAAGGUUGCAACGAUAAACUAUUCGGAAAUGCCCUGUGCACAAACCAAGUGCCAUUCACCCUUGCGAUCAUGUAUGUGAUGGAUCUAGUGCUCUUCUUCCUGGAUACAUAUUUGUGGUACAUCAUAUGGAUUGUCAUCUUCAGCAUCGGACGCUCGUUCUCACUCGGCUUGUCCAUCUGGACGCCUUGGAAGGACAUUUUCACCAGACUGCCAAAGAGAAUUUACGCAAAAUUGUUGGCGACGGCGGAGAUGGAGGUUAAAUACAAGCCCAAAGUGUUGGUUUCCCAGAUCUGGAAUGCCGUCAUCAUUUCCAUGUAUCGCGAGCAUUUACUCUCUAUUGAUCAUGUCCAGCGCCUCCUCUAUCAUCAAGUGGAUGGUGCUGAUGGCCGCCGAACCCUACGUGCUCCUCCCUUCUUCACCAAUCAGAAUGGUUUCAAGGGCAAUUUCUUCCCACCGGGUGGCGAAGCUGAACGCCGUAUUUCCUUCUUUGCGUCCUCGUUGACCACCGCCCUUCCUGAGCCCUUGCCCGUCGACGCCAUGCCCACUUUCACGGUUCUCGUGCCACAUUAUUCGGAAAAGAUUUUGUUGAGUCUUCGCGAAAUCAUUAGGGAGGAGGACCAAAAUACCCGCGUUACACUGUUGGAGUAUUUGAAACAGCUGCACCCUGUCGAGUGGGACAAUUUUGUCAAAGAUACCAAGAUACUUGCAGAGGAAGGUGCUGACAGCACGACAAGCCAGGCAAAUGAGAAGACUUCCAAGACCGACGAUCUUCCGUUCUACUGCAUCGGUUUCAAGACUUCCUCCCCUGAAUACACUCUUCGCACGCGCAUUUGGGCGUCUUUGCGCGCUCAGACCUUGUAUCGCACAGUCUCCGGUAUGAUGAACUACUCCAAAGCGAUUAAAUUGCUCUACAGAGUUGAGAAUCCGGACAUCGUGCACAAUUUUGGCGGGAACACUGAGCGGCUUGAGCGCGAACUUGAGCGCAUGGCACGACGUAAAUUCAAGUUUGCCAUUUCUAUGCAACGGUUCUCCAAAUUCAACAAGGAGGAACAAGAGAAUGCCGAAUUCCUAUUGAGGGCGUACCCCGAUCUGCAGAUUGCUUACCUCGAUGAAGAGCCAGGUCCCAAGGGGGGUGAAUCAAAACUUUUCUCUGCGCUGAUUGAUGGACACUCGGAAAUUGACGAGAAAACUGGCAAGCGAAAGCCUAAAUUCCGUGUUGAGCUUCCUGGAAAUCCAAUUCUUGGAGAUGGCAAGUCUGACAACCAGAACCAUGCGAUGAUCUUUUAUCGUGGAGAAUAUUUGCAACUUAUCGAUGCUAAUCAAGAUAACUAUUUGGAAGAAUGUUUGAAGAUUCGCAAUAUCCUUGGAGAGUUUGAAGAAUUAUCCAUCUCGAGUCAGAGUCCGUAUGCUCAGUGGGGUCACAAAGAGUUUUCCAAAUCCCCUGUUGCCAUCGUUGGUACCCGCGAGUACAUCUUCUCGGAAAAUAUCGGUGUUCUUGGAGAUAUCGCUGCCGGCAAGGAACAAACAUUCGGUACACUGACAGCGCGUGCCCUGGCUUGGAUUGGUGGCAAGCUGCAUUAUGGCCAUCCAGAUUUCCUCAACGCUACUUUCAUGAAUACUCGUGGGGGUGUGUCCAAGGCGCAAAAGGGGUUGCAUUUGAACGAGGAUAUUUUUGCGGGUAUGAACGCAUUUGGACGUGGAGGUCGAAUCAAGCAUUCGGAGUAUUAUCAAUGCGGCAAAGGUCGCGAUCUUGGGUUUGGGACGAUCCUGAAUUUUCAGACCAAGAUUGGGACUGGAAUGGGAGAGCAGAUGCUAAGCCGAGAGUAUUAUUACCUCGGCACUCAACUACCUAUCGACCGCUUCCUCACGUUUUACUAUGGUCAUCCUGGAUUCCACAUCAACAAUAUUCUUGUUAUCAAGUCCAUCCAGAUUUUCAUGGUAACCUUGCUUUUCAUCGGAACACUCAACAAGCAGCUGGCUAUCUGUCGAGUAGAUUCUCAAGGCAACGUGAUCGGUGGGCAACCUGGGUGCUAUAAUCUCAUUCCUGUGUUCGAUUGGAUCAGGCGUUGCAUCGUCUCUAUAUUUUUGGUUUUCGGCAUUGCGUUCUUGCCGCUGUUCUUGCAAGAACUUGUAGAACGUGGUACCGGCAAAGCCCUGCUUCGAUUAGGCAAACAUUUCUUAUCCCUGUCGCCCAUAUUCGAAGUGUUUUCGACUCAAAUCUACUCGAAUUCUAUCCUAAGCAAUCUUAGCUUUGGUGGUGCCCGAUAUAUUGCGACAGGGCGUGGCUUUGCCACCACUCGUAUUUCGUUCAGCAUUCUCUAUUCCCGCUUUGCUGGACCAAGCAUCUACAUGGGCAUGAGAAAUCUGCUUAUUUUGCUUUACGCCACAAUGUCAAUCUGGAUACCCCAUCUGAUUUACUUCUGGCUUUCGGUCUUGUCUCUAUGCAUUGCCCCCUUUUUGUUCAACCCCCAUCAAUUUUCAUAUGCCGACUUCAUAAUCGACUAUCGCGAGUUCCUUCGGUGGAUGUCGCGUGGCAACUCUCGGACGAAAGCAAGCAGCUGGUACGGGUAUUGCCGUUUGUCGCGUACUAUGAUCACGGGCUACAAGAAGAAAAAGUUGGGACACCCUUCAGAGAAACUCUCUGGUGAUGUUCCUCGAGCAAGCUGGAGAUCGGUCAUUUUUGUAGAAGUCCUGUGGCCCAUCUGUAGCUCCAUCAUUUUCGUGGUGGCGUAUAUGUUUGUUAAAUCGUUCCCGGACAAAGACGGAAACCAACAUCCCAGUCCCCUCAUUCGAAUCGCCGUGAUCGCCAUCGGACCUGUCGUGUGGAACGCUGCAAUUCUCAUCUCCUUUUUUUUCAUCUCCCUGUUCCUGGGGCCUAUGAUGGAAUCUUGGGCAAAGUUCGGGUCAGUUAUGGCCACUGUUGCUCACACCCUUUGCCUAUUUGGAUUGGUAGCGUUUUUCGAGUUCUUUUGGUUCCUCGAGCUCUGGGACGCCUCGCACGCCGUCCUGGGUGUAAUAGCGAUCAUUGCCGUCCAGCGUACUGUCCAAAAGAUCCUUAUCGCUGUCUUUUUGACCCGUGAGUUCAAACACGACGAAACGAAUCGUGCAUGGUGGACUGGCAAAUGGUAUGGUCGGGGAUUGGGUAACUCCGCCAUGUCACAACCUGCACGAGAGUUCAUUGUUAAAAUCGUCGAGAUGUCGCUCUGGGGUUCAGAUUUCCUACUUGGCCAUGUCCUGCUGCUCAUCUUGACACCGCCCAUCCUGAUACCGUAUGCAAAUAGCUUGCACUCAACCAUGCUGUUCUGGCUCCGACCUUCCAAACAAAUACGAGCUCCACUCUUUUCCACGAAACAAAAGAGACAACGAAGAUGGAUCGUCAUGAAAUAUACCAUUGUUUACGUUGUCGUGAUCGCCUUCCUCGCGGCGCUGAUCGUUUUGCCCGCUCUAAUGCGGGAUCGAAUCACGUUUGAUUGUUCCAUCUGCAGGAAUAUAUAACAAUUUAACGCCUAUCCACCCACUCGCAUCACGGUGACUUAUCAAUAAAUCCUCCCCAGGCCCAACGGUUAGGACGGUGAUGUCUGUACAUACCACCCAUAACACUCCUUCGUCCCAUGUAUCAUAAUCAGCAUUAGAUAUCAGCCUGUUGCCCGGCGUACAUAAUCAGGAUAGAAUACCCACCCGUACCAGCAGGAUUCCUUCAUACCCUAGGCAAUGCUUUGAUUUAUUUAGGAUCGACAAAUGUAAUUCCCUCAAAAUUC